Molecule: messenger RNA, 832 nt
Organism: Aspergillus pseudonomiae
Lineage: Eukaryota; Fungi; Ascomycota; Eurotiomycetes; Eurotiales; Aspergillaceae
Exons: 2
Coding region: 342-650 (102 amino acids)
Source: RefSeq, a predicted model, not a curated record
GCUGAUUCUUAAUCUCGGCCGCCCGCGACCAUGGACCCGGACCGCAGUCUCCGAAGGGUUUUUUACCCUUAUCUGGAAAUAUUCCUUCAGGGCCCUCUGUUGAAUCCAAUCAGAUGGGGACCGAAAAAAGAGUUUCGCAACGAUUCGCGCUUAGCUCUUAAUUUACUUCCAAGGUGGUGUCGCGUUAGCAUUUGAUGGCUUUUCCGCUAAGCCCACCCCCUAUCUUUCAUGAUUUAUUAUUUCUCUCUGUGAUAAGAUGGGAGCUCCUUACCGGUUUCCUGAUAUGUUUAAAAUUAGCGAAUUGAUGUGGAUCUGACUAACGAGGUCUGUUUCAUCUGGGAAUGCGUAACACACGAGUUGGCCCUUCCAUCAAGGCUGAAACUGUGCUACUUCUUCCCUCCUCUUAUCAACCAGACCAUCGCAAGUUAUUCAGGAUCCCCAGGCUGGCCAUGCGCUUCCACGGUAGCACCAUCCGAGGGAACUCAAACCCGCCAUCCCGGGACAGCGGGCAAGGUCAUCUUCACACGGUCGUAGGGCUCACUGCCCCACUAGUCGCCCGUGGCUCAGCCGCAAGCAUUACUAGUUUAGGCACUCUUGGUUGCAGGAGGUUACCGGAUUUGUCGAAGAAUGAAAAAAGUUCAACGUUUUGACCAAGUCCGCCAGAGAGGAUGGGCUUCUCGUUCGACAGUGCUCCGUGCCUUGCCCGUAGAAGGUUUGCAGCCUCGAUCUAAAUCUUAGUUGGAGGAACUAAAUCUUAGCUGCAUACGCAGUGACCCUGGACAGGUGAUUCGGUGCCUUAGUGGCUUGGCUGUAUGAUCGCUUAUUCUCUCCC